This is a messenger RNA of Zygosaccharomyces rouxii, 783 nucleotides long. It is a transcript of the gene FUB1, whose product is annotated as Fub1p. The transcript has a single exon. Lineage: Eukaryota; Fungi; Ascomycota; Saccharomycetes; Saccharomycetales; Saccharomycetaceae. Bases 1 to 783 code for a protein of 260 amino acids. The record is from RefSeq and is a predicted model, not a curated record.
AUGUCAGCAAAUACCAAGUUAGCAUUAAGUGUACAGCUAGUGGCUAUAUACUUACAAAGUUUAGGUGUUGGGAGUAGGAUAACCAAUUGUCAUGAAGAGCCUAAUCUAGUUAGGGCGUCCCUAGCGGAUGAACAGAAUAAAACAUUGAUUAAUAUAAUAGGAGUUGGGAUAGAACCGACAAAGGCCAUGCUAUCACUUUAUCAAAAUGAAAAGAGUUUGGGACAAGCAAUUUUAGAUUAUGAAAAGGAUUUAUUAAUGGAUGAUGUGACCUUCCCUAUAAAUGUUGAAGAAUUCCUAGAAUCAAGAAGGGAACAAGUGUUAAUAUCUAUUGAUUCCAAGUACAAACUAGCACCACCAUCACGUCAACUUCCACCACAAGAGAUUUCACGUCAAGAACCAUCCGAGCCAGUACCAGUGGGUAUGGAAAUACCACCACCACCAAGCGUAAGGGGUAGCAGACCUCCAGAUAUGCCAGAUUUUGAAGAUGAGUAUCAAGUACGCCAAGGCCCAGGAUAUUCAAGACCUCAACAACCACUACCAGGCUAUGGCGACAGCGAUUUAUACCCUAUGGGAAGAAGCAACCCCUUAUUGGCCGAUCCACUAACGGCACCACCAGCUGGUGGUAUGAUACUUGAUCCCGCACAAGAUGCCGCCAGAAGAAAACAAAUGGAUGACAUGAAAAAUCGUGGACCUGGAUUCAUGCCAGGAACUAAAUGGGAUGAUCCAUUCGGAAGACCAGGUUUCGGCGGUCCCGGAGCAUUUGGGCCUGGUGGGUUUAUCUAA